AUGAAGUCAAGAUUAAAAUUAGAAAUACUUGCAAUUGUUUUUGCUCUAAGUAUUUAUGGCAUCGCAGGUAAAACAAAUCAUAUUAGCAAAGAUUUUAAAUAAUCAGAACUUCCUACUCAAUUUUCUUGGGCAAGUGUAAAUGGAGUUAACUAUUUGAGUUACGUAAGAAACUAAUUAGCUCCUAGAUUAUGUGAUUCUGGAUGGGCUUUUUCUGUUACUUCUUCACUAAAUGAUAGAAUAAAAAUUAAAAGGCAAAAUGCUGGGCCUGAUUUUAUUCUUUCUCCUUAAGUUUUAAUUUCUUGCAAUGAUGACAGUAAUGGAUGUCGUGGAGGAUCUCCAUAAACAGCAUACGAAUAUAUUUUGAGAAACAACAUUACUGAUGAAACAUGCUCUCCUUAUACUGGUAGAGAUUUUAGAGAUGGCUAUUAAUGCAGCUCACUAACUGUUUGUAUGGAAUGCUGGCCAAAAGUAGGGUGCAAAGCUAGAGAUGAUGCUUACAUUUAUUCAAUUGAAAGUUGGGAUUAAGUUAAAGGUGAAGAAGAUAUGUAAUAAGAAAUAUUUAAUCAUGGUCCCAUUUCUUGCGUAAUUAACUCUACAGAAGAUUUUAGAAACUACACUGGUGGAAUACUAAAUCCUCCAGAUUCUCCUGUUUAAAUUACACAUUCUUUAAGCAUUGUUGGUUGGGGUGAAGAUGAGAAGUAAACUAAAUAUUGGAUUGCUAGAAACUCUUUAGGCACAUUUUGGGGAGAAAAUGGAUUCAUCAGAAUUAUUAGAGGUAAAAAUGCUCUUAAAAUUGAAAGUGAUUGCUCCUAUGGUAGAAUUAGAGAUACAUGGAGCUAAUAAAUAAGAAAUAACACCUCGUUUAGCAAGAGCAAUUCUAGUUAUACUUCAAAUAAUUAAUAGGAACACAAAAUUAAUUUAGAUAUCAAUUCUAAAUCUGAAAAAAAUAUUAUUUAGUAAGCUAAAGAUGAGUUAAAGCAAAUCUUUUAAGAGUCAUAUCAGAAAUAUCAACCUUUAAUUGAAUCUAUUUCUAGUAGCUUUAGUAAUAACAUAGAAUUAGAUGUGAGUACCCUUCCUACCAAUUUUACUUGGGGUAAUGUAAACGGAGUUAAUUACUUAACUUAAAUAAAAAACCAACAUAAUCCAUAGUAUUGUGGGGGAUGCUGGUCUUUUGCUGUUACAAGCAGCUUGUAGGAUAGAAUAAAAAUUGCACGCAAUAGAACAGAUAUUCCUGAUGUAAUUCUUUCAAAUCAGAUGAUUAUAAAUUGCCAUUUAGGUGGUUCCUGCUUUACUGGAGGAGUUUCAUUGAUAACCUACUAUUUCCUUUCAUAAAUUGGAGUUGUUGAAGAUUCUUGUAUGCCUUACUAAGCGAAAGAUUAAUGGCUUCCUGUUUGCAAUACCAAAUAAUAAUGUAUUUCAUGUGAGCUUCCUUCUGCUCCUAUCAGUAACACAACUGAUAUAUCUUCUAUCUGUCCAGCUCAAACAAAGUAUCCUUACAAGAAAUGGAAAGUAAGUAAGUUUGGACACAUUACAGGUGUAAAGUAAAUGAAAAGCGAAAUAUAUUCUAGAGGACCUAUUUCUUGUACCAUUGAUGCCACUGAUAAUUUAGAAAAUAAUUACACAGGUGGUAUUUACAGUGAAAAAGUUAAGUUACCUAUACCCAAUCACUAUGUGUCUGUAGUUGGAUGGGGUUAGACUUUAGAAGGUGAGGAAUACUGGAUAGUUAGAAAUUCUUGGGGAACCUAUUGGGGAGAGGAAGGAUUUUUUAAGUUAAAAAUGCACAAAGACAAUUUGGGUUUAGAAUUUGGUUGCUCUUGGGGAGUUAUAGAUCUUUAAUAAUGA
Molecule: messenger RNA, 1842 nt
Organism: Tetrahymena thermophila SB210
Lineage: Eukaryota; Ciliophora; Oligohymenophorea; Hymenostomatida; Tetrahymenidae
Product: papain family cysteine protease
Exons: 2
Cellular component (GO): lysosome
Molecular function (GO): cysteine-type endopeptidase activity
Source: RefSeq, a predicted model, not a curated record